UCAAUUCUUGAAAUUAGGGUUUUGUCCAGGGUUUAUGAAAACCCCAAUUUUUAUUUGUGAAGUAUAGAAGGGGGCUAAGCCUAAUACGAAAAUGGAGGGACUGAAAGUAGCUGAUGGGAAUUUGGUGGUAUAUUUGCCCCCAUCCAAGUCGAAGAAUGUCUCUGAUGCCAUUCUUACUGAGCUCAGUUCUCAGCUUUUCAAGUUUAACGAGAAUUUGGAUGGUGUUCUAUUGGCUUAUGAUGUAGAAAUCCUUGGUGUGUUGGCGAAAAUUCUUACAGGAAUUCAUCCAUAUUUUGGUGUUAAACUCAAAUCAAAGCUUCUGCUGUUUAAUCCAAAGCCCGAGAUGCUUUUAGAAGGACAGGUGGUCAAACUUAGCCAACAGGCAAUUCACGUCAUCGUGCUUGGUUUUUCAGCUGCUGUCAUAAUAGAAGAAGAUAUCCCAAAAGACUUCAGAUACAAGAUUAAAAGUGGGAAAGGAUAUUACGUGAGCAGAUUGCAUAAGCAACACAAGAUCAAAGUUGACACAAUUAUACGCUUCGCAGUCAAGAGUUUUGACGAGGAGAUACUACAUAUAUCUGGGUCUUUGCUUUCUUCUAACACGGGAAGUGUAUCAUGGCUACAUACAAAUUCAGGAGAUAGGUCACUGGAUGACAGUAACUCGAAGAAGCUGAGAGUUGGUGAGGAUAGACUUGAAAGUAUGGAACAUAAUAAAGGAGCUAGUAAUGGGGAAAUAGUUUCCUUAAACAGUGAUCGACAAACCAAGAAGUCAAAGAAAAGGAGAAGUUAUGAUUCAUGAAGGUUUGUACUAACGGCAGUUGAUCAAAUUUGACUGGUAGAGCUCCAUAUAGGAUUCCUGCAAAUUUGCCUUUCAUUACUUGUGGGUGGAGGAAGUACAUUAUAUGUUUUGGAUUUAGUUAAAUAUGAAGUAAGCACAAUACUUUACUCUUUUGUUGUGUAGUCCUGAUUCGUCUCUCUCAGAUUCUCAAAUAUCAUUGUUCUUUCAAAGUGAGCAUGUCUAGACUGAAAUGAAGUUCUAUGGGUAAAAAAGAUCCAGGUUUCGAGAUUUGUAAUGUAACAUUUGAUUACCAUGUAAUAUUGAAAUUUUUUGAAAGUUGGUUAUGUUGAGUAAUAUGAAUUUGUCAAUUUGCUGUUA
Messenger RNA from Daucus carota subsp. sativus, 1153 nucleotides. RefSeq lists its product as uncharacterized. Gene Ontology annotation, cellular component: RNA polymerase I complex. Gene Ontology annotation, biological process: DNA-templated transcription initiation. NCBI's taxonomy places the organism in Eukaryota, Viridiplantae, Streptophyta, Magnoliopsida, Apiales, Apiaceae. The record is from RefSeq and is a predicted model, not a curated record. The transcript is spliced from 6 exons. Bases 92 to 796 code for a protein of 234 amino acids.